Messenger RNA from Schistocerca gregaria, 4284 nucleotides. RefSeq names its product bumetanide-sensitive sodium-(potassium)-chloride cotransporter-like. Gene Ontology annotation, molecular function: sodium:potassium:chloride symporter activity. The coding region runs from base 329 to 3655 and encodes 1108 amino acids. Gene Ontology annotation, cellular component: membrane. Lineage: Eukaryota; Metazoa; Arthropoda; Insecta; Orthoptera; Acrididae. The record is from RefSeq and is a predicted model, not a curated record. Gene Ontology annotation, biological process: potassium ion homeostasis; chloride ion homeostasis; potassium ion import across plasma membrane. The transcript has 20 exons.
GAUAACAACUGUCUCCCUUACGGCGAAUACAGGUGCUUUUAUGGAAAUGCUUAUCUCAUAUACUUUCAACAGCCCGCUGAUUCUGUCAAACCAAAUUAUCAAGAAACAAGAUGUAAUUACUGCGCGUGUACUUUUGUAAUCGACACUGGCGCGACCUAUCGAACAGUUGAGCAGUCCGAGCUGCAGCAAAAAGUUGUUUAGCGGUAGGCUUUUGCCCAUUUGGCGCGAAACAGAAGCUGCGACCUGCGCUUAAAUAGUGACUGACAGUUUGUAUGGGGCUUCUAUUUGUUGUAUUGUUCGCCCGGGUGAUACAGCUGAGUCUAUCAGGAUGUCAUCGAAGGAACUCGAGAAUAAAGGAAAGCGAAAAAUAUUGGACAUUGAGACAGGAAACGCCGAAAAACGAACACGAUUUCAAGUGAAUCCUGUUGAUAGCGUUACAUUAGCGCAUUAUGUUAGAGGUAACCGUUAUCGUGGAACAGACUCGCUUCGUGAAAUUGGUUCGGCUUCUCUUACGACAGACACUAACCUGUCCGUUUCUCCAGAUAGUAGUUCGUCGCCUUCUUCUGAUGUAUCUGGAAAUGAUUCGAACCCCGGGAAAAGUUUUCGUCAUUUUACAAGAGAAGUUCUUCCAAGACUCGAAAAUUAUCGAAAUGUGAUGUCAAUACACGCAGCCUCCAGACCGACUCUUGACGAGUUGCACAAUGCUACUGUUCAGGGAGAGGGCAAGGUAAUAUUCUACAAGCUGAGCAAUCCAGAUGCAAAUUGUGGCUCCACUGAAAAGCUUCAGGGAAUAGAACAAUUUGUUGGUGCCUCAACCGAAGACAUGAAAGUUCCAGUUAAAUUUGGAUGGAUUCAAGGAGUCCUGGUUCGCAAUCUUCUCAGCAUUUGGGGAAUAAUGUUGUUUCUGCGCCUUUCAUGGGUUGUAGGCCAAGCAGGGAUUGUGCAGGGUUUGCUAUUGAUACUAAGCACCAGUGCAGUGACUGUGAUAACAGGAUUAUCAAUGUCCGCUAUCAGUACAAAUGGGAUCAUAAAAGGAGGUGGCAUGUACUACACUAUAUCACGAUCCCUGGGACCAGAAUUUGGAGGAUCAAUUGGCCUAAUUUUGUCACUAGCAAAUGCAUUGGCAUGUGCAAUGUAUGUUGUUGGGUUUUCAGAAUCCUUAAAUGAUUUGCUCGAUUCUUAUGGUCUCUCAAUUGUUGAUGGUGGAGUGAAUGACAUGCGAAUUACAGGUGUCGUAACAGUAAUUGCACUGUUGUGCAUUGUUGUUCUUGGUAUGGAAUGGGAAGCCAAGACUCAGCUUGGUCUGCUGGUUAUCCUGAUAGCAGCCAUUCUUGAUUACACAGUUGGUUCUUUCAUUGGCCCACAAAGCAACGAAGCUAUAGCCAAAGGAUUUUUGGGAUUUAAUGAUUACAGAGUCAGUGAUGGUGUAGACUACACAUUUUUCUCUGUUUUUGCUGUAUUUUUUCCUGCAGCAACUGGUUUUCUUGCAGGUGCUAAUAUAUCAGGAGACUUGAAGGACCCAGAAGUAGCAAUACCAAAAGGAACACUGCUUUCAAUUUUCAUAACUACUGUUUCAUACCUUUUCAUGGCGUUCAUAGCAGGAGCCACAGUUGUGCGUGAUGCAAGUGGCAAUGUGCAUGAAAUUUCAGAUCAAACCUUUUUGAAUUGUACUGGUCGAACAUGUAAGUGGGGAUUGCAGAAUAGCUUCACAGUUGUGGAACUGGUGUCAGCAUUUGGACCUCUCAUCUAUGCAGGGUGCUUUGCUGCCUCAUUAUCUUCUGCACUAUCUAGCCUGAUUUCAGCUCCAAAAAUAUUUCAAGCUUUAGCCAAAGAUAAGCUAUACCCUUAUAUUGAAUGGUUUUCAAAAGGGUAUGGUAAAAAUAAUGAGCCUAUUCGGGGAUAUAUAUUGACAUUUGUGAUUGCUGUUGGCUUUAUUUUAACAGGUGACCUGAAUAUUAUCGCUCCACUGAUAUCAAAUUUCUUUCUGGCAACAUAUGCUCUUAUAAAUUUCAGCACAUUUCAUGCUUCUCUUGUUAAACCAAUUGGUUGGAGACCCAAAUUCAGGUAUUACAACAUGUGGAUAUGCCUCCUCGGUUCUACAUUAUGUGUAAGUAUAAUGUUCCUGAUAAGCUGGUGGACAGCUCUCAUCACCUUGGGAUGUAUUUUGGCACUUUAUCUCGUGGUCUCCUACAGGAAUCCAGAUGUGAACUGGGGUUCAUCAACUCAAGCACAGACUUAUAAGUAUGCUCUAUUAUCAGUGCAGCAACUAAAUCAAGUUUUAGAGCAUGUUAAGAACUACAAUCCACAAAUAUUAGUACUCACUGGCAGACCAAGCCAGCGACCACCACUUGUGCAUUUUGCUCAUCUCAUUACAAAGAACUCAUCGCUCUUGAUCUGUGGUCAUAUCAUUAAGACUGUAAUGAAUCGAAGACAAUCCAAUAGACUAAAACUUGACGCCCAGAGUUGGUUCCAGUUGAACAAGAUAAAAGCAUUCUACACAUAUAUCGAUGAAACAGAUUUUAAAAAUGGAGCAAGUGCUUUAUUACAGACAGCUGGAAUUGGCAAACUAAAACCAAACAUUUUGCUGGUGGGUUAUAAGGCAGACUGGCAGAACUGUGAACAACAUGAUCUCUCUAUGUACUUCAGUGUCAUACACAAGGCACUGGACAUGCAUAUUGCAGUGUGCAUCCUUAGACUGCAAGAAGGAAUCAGUUAUUCAAAUGUUCCAAGUGAGCCUGUGGAUGUCAUGGAUGGAGUCAGUGGUGAUAUUCCAGAUAGGACUUCCUUACAAGAUAAUGAAAAAUUUCAAGACUUUGCUCAACAGAAGCUGUUCUCUGAAUGUUCUCAAGGUAGCUCUGUAAAUGAACUCACAGAGCACUUAAGACAUUAUAGCAUAAGCACAUAUACCGAGUUAGCUGAGGGUGCUGUGAACAUGAGAAGAGAUUCAAUAAUUAGUGCAGUUCCAUUUGAUUAUUAUGGAAGCAAAUCUACAGUCAACAAGCAAAGUGAUAGUAGAAGAGACUCACAAACAGAUCUAUUCAAGAAAUUGUCAAAAGAAACAUUAGAGAACUUAACAUUGUUUCAAAAGUUUCAGAAUAAUGGAACAAUUGAUGUCUGGUGGUUAUAUGAUGAUGGGGGUCUCACUCUCCUCUUGCCCUACAUCAUUUCAACUCGUAGUAAUUGGUCAUCUUGUAAGCUGAGGAUAUUCACAUUAGCAAACAAAAAAGAUGAACUGGAAAUGGAACAGCGAAGUAUGGCUAGCUUGCUGGCAAAAUUUCGAAUUGAUUACUCGGAUGUGAAAGUAAUAACAGACAUAACAAGAAAACCACAGGAAUCAACAUAUGCUUUCUUCAAUGAGCUCAUUAGUGGCUUUAAAUUGGCUGAGAAUAAUCAUAAUACUGGAGAUGGUGUGCACAUUAAGGAAGAAGAACUUAGAUCAAUGGCAGACAAAACCAACAGACAUAUUAGACUGAGAGAACUAAUGAUGGAGAACUCGAACAAUGCUAAUCUCAUUGUUAUGACACUUCCAAUGCCAAGAAAAAAUGCUGUCUCUGCUGCACUGUAUAUGGCUUGGCUUGAAACACUAACAAACGGCAUGCCCCCAUUCUUACUAGUUCGGGGUAACCAAUCAUCAGUUCUUACAUUUUACUCAUAGAUAACAAUGGUUUAUACACUAAACAAACAUGCUGAGCAUGUUAAGAAACAAAAUACUAAGUUUUAGCUAAGCUGGAACUGGCUAAGUCAUCCUUGAUUUGUAUAACUGUGUAGUAUUGACAGCCUAUAAACAAGACGGGAUAUUGUGGAUGCAGCAAAUAAGCAAAUGUUAUAAGAGCUUUUAAAAUGGUUAACCUUUUUAUCAAUUCACUGAAUAAAUGCAGACAGGGACUAUACUGUUACUGUAAGAAGUGAAAGUGGGGAGAUCGGUUUGCUUCGCAUAUUGCGUUUAAACACAGGAAUCCCUAAAAUCAAUUAUAUGGCUUGAAAGUGAAAUAUAAACAUUAUAUAGGAAUGUCUGUCUGAGACUAGUCAAGUAUUGUUUUAUAAUUAAUUGUGUCCUAUGAGUGUUGGUAAUUUUACAAUUUCGGAACCUAUUUUCAUCUGUAAAUGGAAUUAUGGAAUUUAAACUCUGUGUUCCUAAAUGCUACAAAAGCAUGAUGUACAUAAUUCAAAAAUAACCCUGCUAAAAAAAACUUUGUAAAAAAAAAUCUGUAAAAUCAUGCUCAUGAACCUUUGUAAUAUUAUUAUAGUAAUUUUUAUCUGAAAUAUAAUUUGUGUGUCGUUUUU